AUGGCACCCAGAAAGAGAACGACAAACAACAAUAAGAAGAAUAACCCAAAGAUGGCAAAGCUGGAGGCUUUUCUUCUCGACUUUGACGAUGAAGUUCAUACUAUUGUCGAGAGGCUGAAGGAGAGAACCAACAACCUUCUCAAAGAUGCAGAUAAUCUCUACAACAUGGCAAUGAUCAAGGUGCCUAUGGCAGUGAGGCAGUUGAGUUGGAUUAAGUUAUGUGAUUCAGAGAAACCAAAGUCGCCAGAAGAAGAGGCAAAAAUGAAGGAAGAGGCAGCCAGAGUGGAGAGCACCAUUGCUGAAGAUCAUAAAGCUGCUCUUAUGUCCGCCAAAAAACAAGUGCUGAAGAGCAGCGGAACCAGGGUAAACUCGGAGGAUGAGGAGAACCUUGGACCCCUGAGAUCUACCACAAAGAAGGGAAGACCAAAGAAAGCUCCAUCAACAUCUAAGAGGGCCAAAGCUCUGUCAGUCUGCAAGCAGAACAGCUCCAUCAGAAAGUCCACCAGAAAACCCCUGAUUACUCCUGCCCGUAACCUCAUGGACUCCUCCAUUAUUGGUCCAACACCCCUCAUCACGCCACGUUUUGACUCCAGGUUGCCUAAGACACCUGCGGUGAGAAUUCCCCGCCACAGAGAAAAGGUCUACAGCAUCUCUGUCAAUGGCUCACCUAUCGCCGCCGGUAACGACGAUGUCGUGAUCAAUGUCCCUCUGGGUAAUGGAGAGAGUAUCCAGCUGUUGGCCAGUGAGAUGAGCUCUGUGGAUCUCAGUCAGCUGGAUGAGAAGGCAGUGAGGAGUAUUAGACUGUUGCAGAGUCGACUGACAAACCUUUGUGGACCGUCGGAGUGA
Chanos chanos (milkfish) is the source of this 846-nucleotide messenger RNA. It is a transcript of the gene cdca8, whose product is annotated as cell division cycle associated 8. The coding region runs from base 1 to 846 and encodes 281 amino acids. Gene Ontology annotation, biological process: mitotic sister chromatid segregation. Gene Ontology annotation, cellular component: chromosome, centromeric region; spindle midzone; chromosome passenger complex. The transcript is spliced from 10 exons. NCBI's taxonomy places the organism in Eukaryota, Metazoa, Chordata, Actinopteri, Gonorynchiformes, Chanidae. The record is from RefSeq and is a predicted model, not a curated record.